AGGAGCCGCUCCCGCCGCUCCCCGGCAUCUCACCCGGGCAGGAGCCGCUCCCGCCGCUCCCCGGGAUCUCACCGGGGCAGGAUGCGCUCCAAGAGGCUCACCACCGAACCUCCGUGUAUAACAGAAGAAAUGUUAGAAGAAUGCUUAGCCACAGAUGAUAUGCUUGUCGAUUUCUUUAAUGAAUUUUUGAGUCUUCCGACUUUUGCCCAGCCAGUGAAGUUUAACUCUGAUGCUGGGGCUUUUGAAGUAGUUAAUGAUGCCCCACAACGCCUGGAAAGCCAGCCGAAAAAUAUUCUACAUGAUCAAAAACCUCCAAGCCCCAUUUGUGAUGUUCUAAGCAAGGAAAAGAAUGAUGGGCAGCUCUCCAAAAUGCACACUGCUUCUUCAACCUUCAGUAUUGAUCCAGAUUGCAACACUAUGCAACUUGAUCAAGAACAAGCAAUUGAGUGGAUUAAGAAAGAAAGGCUUCCAGCGUUUCUAGAAAGUGACUGUUACUUUGAAUACAGACUAGCUAAAUUGAUAUCACAAGUGGAAUGGAGCAAGACUGGCAUUAAUUUCAUUAUAGAUAGUGACUACUCUCCCUGGAUAAGGAUAAGGAAGCAAAGCCCAAGUUCUCCCUCUCCUGAGGAGGAGGAGGAUGACUCUUCGUUGACUUCAUUGACUAUGAAGAAGUUCUAUGUAUCACUUGGCCAGGCUACAGUUUCUCAGGUAAAGGAUUGGUUUACCUUGGCAAAACAAGGUGAUUCCGUGCAAACAACAGAUUCAUAUACGCAUCCUGUAGUUUCUAGUAAAAUUCAAGAUACUCAGCAUUUGCCUGGGCAGCAUAAAAGAGAUGAAUCAUUGCCUGGAAAAGGUCCCCUUCUGGGGCCAGCAUCUGCAGAAGCCCAUGUUACCAGUGAGAGGUCCAGAGGGGCUGAGGAGGUCUACUCUGUGGCUGUUGCUGAAGCUGUCUCCCACACGCGGUCAAGAGUUUAUGUACACCCAAAAUGGCACAGUGCAGCAGAAGAGGAGGAUGAACAGGGAAGCACAACUUCUCAGACAAUGGAAGAAUCCACACCAAUAUCCUCUCAAAAUGCAAUGAAGGAACCCAUUUCAGAGCUGACCCUCCCGUCAGCUGCUGACAUUGAAACCUUAGAUUGCAAGGAAGAUGAAAGAAAACAAGGAAUCUUAAGUCCAAGUUCUGAAAGUGUUGGGCCAGACAGCAGGGCUGCCUGGUGUCUUAGUCACGGGACGUACGACACUGGCAACAGACACGAGUUUGAAAGAUUCAAGAAGUUCAUUAAAGGAACACUUGGGGAGAGGUACUGGUGGCUCUGGAUGGAUAUUGAAAGACUGAAGGCUCUUAAGAACACUACAAGGCAACAAAGGCAACUCAGUAAGAUGAAAAAACUGUACCUGCUGAGCAGUGGAGACUAUUUCCUCAGUUCAGAAGUGUUGCUCAGACUUGAGCUACUGCAUGGAGAUCAGUGGAAUAUAAUGCAUUUAAGACGGAUUCAGCCAGAAGUAGUGAAACCACUACUUCUUUACUGGGGUCCCAGAUUUUGUGUCACUCAUUCAACAGCAAUAGAUGCUGCCAGUGCAAAACUGAAGUUUUGGCACACGUGUCAAGAGAGGCCAAGAAUGGACGUUGAUCCUUUCCCACAAAUAGUAUCAUUGUUGCCGUUGACCCAAAAGUCUGACAUACCACCUUCCCUUCUUCAGAGGUCAUCAGGAUUACUACCUAUUCUCACAGGAAGUCGGACUCUCCGAAGGGAUGAUAUUUCUAGCAUUAGAAUGCGGCCAAUGUCAGUGAGCACAGAUGUGAUUCAUAGCUUAGCUCUGGAUGGGACUAAAGACUCAGAAUACCAGGGUCAUAGAAAGUACACCUAUGCUGAGCUUCUCCAUGGGAAAAGUGUUGCUAGCAGUGUGGUCUUCAGGGGAUCAGGAAUUGAAAGCAUGCUGCAGUCUCUUUAUUUGGAGAACAGAGCAGGCUACUACUUCACACAAUUCUGUGAGAAGUCAGGGAAUAAGUUAUGGAAGAACUGCGUGUACUUUUGGUUCGACCUACAGGCUUAUCAUCAGCUUUUUUACCAAGAAACCCUUCAACCUUUUCAAAUAUGCCAGCAAGCUCAAUUCCUUUAUGCAACUUACAUUGCUCCAUCUGCCAGUAUGGACACUGGACUUCAUCAAGAAAAGAAAAAUAUGAUUUAUCACAAAAUUGACCCGGCUUUUGAGGACCUUUUUGACCCAGCAGAAGAACAUAUCCUCACUGUUUUGCUGGAACCAUGGAUGAAGAUGGUGGAAGAAGACAAAUACACUUAUAGAAAGGUGGAGUUGGUGGAAGAAACUCAACAGCUGGACUCCGUGUACUUUAGAGAGCUCCAGGCUUUGCAUCAAGUGAGUUCCGAGAAGGAUGAGAGUACUGUUGCUGACACGGGGGCUCUCAAAGAAGAUCAGCACUUGCAUCAAGUUCCCAAAGAAUUGGCAGGUCCUAAUCUGUCUGACCUGAUCCAUGACAAAGAGAAGUUAGAACAGUUCCAGGCUUUUCUUGAUAAGCAUUCUGCUAGCAUGGAUCUCAUGUGCUGGCUAGAUAUUGAAGAGUUCAGAAAGAUGCUCGAAAAGGAUAAAGAAAAAAGUGAUGAAAAAUCGAAAGACAUUAAAACCAAGUUCUUAAACAAUGAGUACUUCUUUGGACCCAACAGCCCAGCUACCAGAGAACAACAAGAAGAGCUAAUGCAUUCAGGUGGAGGAAGGAGACAAAGCCUUCAUGAUCAGCUUUCGGCAGAGGCUCUGCUACAAGUUCAGCAAUGUGUCCAAAAGAGAUUAGAAAAACAAUGGCUGCCAUUGUUCCUGGCAGAAGAACACCGUGGGGCAGAGGAAGAAGCAAAGCAUGUGGACAAUAAGAGUGUUUCUUCAUCUAGUGAAAUAAUUGCUUUCCGCAAGGCGCUCUUGGAUCCAGUGACAGCAAAUCUGUUUCAACGCUUUGUGGCACAGAAGGGAGACCUCCUGGGGAAUGGAGUGCUCUUUUGGCAAGAGGUGCAAAAGUAUAAGGACUUGUGCCAUUCUCAUUGUGAUGAUGCCAUAGUUCAGAGAAAGAUCACAGCUAUUAUUGACUGCUUUAUUAAUUCUGCCAUACCCCCAGCUUUGCAGAUUGACAUCCCACCUGAACAAGCAAAAAAGAUUGUGGAGCACAGGAAAGAACUAGGACCUUACAUUUUUAGAGAGGCACAGAUGAGUAUUUUUGCUCUUCUGUUUAAAUUUUGGCCAGAAUUUUGUAAAUUCCAAAGUGAUCCAGAGAGUGUCAAAAUUCUAGUGUCCUUGGAGAAAAAAAAGGAAAAAGAUAUGCAAAAGAUGGAAGGGAUAACAGCAAAGGGUAAAGAAGCAGGAAAAAAACUCAUUAAUUUGGCUCAACCCAAGUCCUUGACUCAACUCAAGUCCUUGACUCAACUCAAGCCCUUGACUCAGCCUGAGCCCUUGACUCAGCUUAAGCCCUUGACUCAACUGCCAAAGAGUGUUUUGCUAGAUGAGCUUGAUGUUAAGAGAAGAUCAUCAGCAGCUUUAGCACCUGUACAAGGACCUGGGAGGAAGGCUUCCUGGUCCUAUUCCAAGUACAUAGAAGCCUUGGAGCAGGAAAGAAUACUCAUCAAAAGGCAAGAAGAUCUGCAGAAAACCUCAUCAUCAUCACUCCCUGCAGGUUAUUUGUCUAUGUCCUCCCGGAAACCUGAAAGUUUUGUAAAAGCCACCAUUCCUACAAAGCCUAAAUUCUGAAUCUUCCCAAGAAGCAGGAAGCACAUCAAAAUCUCUCUGAGGAGAGAAUGCAGAGACAUUCAAUGGAGGUGGCCAGGAGACACAAAUGUAAUGUGCUUGCAAGGUUUGUUCUUACAAUUCCAGAGCAAAGAUGAUGACUUGUAAUAUUAUUAAGAACCAGGAGAUCGAGGCUAGAAAAUAAACAUGUUCCAAUGUGUUCUAUUUCAACCUGAUUGUGACACUGGCUCUUGUGUUUAUAAUUUAAUAAUACACCUUGCUCAAAUUGCAGUGGGAUUCCACCGAAGUAUGCAUGGUGCAAACUACUAGGUAGUCUCCACCUUAAACAUCUUAUAAUCAAGCCCAGUUCUUCAGUGUUUGAUCUAAUGAAUAAGUAAAACACUGCCUUGAACUGACAGCCCUGAAGCAGGGUGUUUUGGCACACUGUGCUCUCACUAUGCAAUUCACACAGCUUCUGUUCAUCAAGGAUAACUCAUGAGGUCUCUGAGUUAUUAUAGAGGCAGAUGUUCUUGUUGUUUCCUCCCAGUUCAAUCUGAUUCCUGUUUCAAAGUUCACCUUCUGUCUCAUUUCUGAGUUUUGACCCACAAGAAAGGAUUAAAAUCUCUCAGGACACAGAUGGGAUUGGGACCUUAUAUACAAUAUCAUUAGUCCCAAGACAUUAGUCAACAGAGGGUUGCUCUUGCAUAGCUCUCCCUACUUCUAAGAAGUUUCUAAGAUGCUGCAUUCCAAAAGACUUGGGGCACAGUAGAUGUGGGGACUAAGGACCAAGGCUUAAUUGAGAAAUUAAAAGGGGGCAGGGGAAGAAUUAACUACUAGGCAAGAGACAGGAUGACACUACACCUCUCCACAUUCUUCAGACCUCUUUAAAAACCAGUGCCCAGCCACAAAGCUGUUGGCUCCAUUCUCCCCCACAUGUGUGUAACGCAUGUAAAAGAAAGGCUGAUCAGCAAGCUCCAGUGAGCCGUUCCCAAGGAUUAGCCCUGAGUUAGGGAUGGGACUGUCUCCUGCUGGAGACAGGCUGGCAGGGAAGAAAUACACUUUCUUUUAUGGAUGUAGUUGUCCUGAUCAUAUAUUCUUACAGGAGAAGCAAGGGAGAUCAUUGGUUCAUUUCCUGCUUUGCCCAUGGUUCAGAGUUUGCUUCAUGCCUGUCUGCACUCGUUCCGUAUUUGAGUUACCUGAAAAAUAUGUUUUUGGUGGAAGCUACAAGGGAGUAAAACAUAAAAUUCUUUCCCUGCUUUUAAUGUUUUCCUAAAUUUCACAAAUGCAGUAAACUUUAAUGUUCAAUACAUCUGAGGAGGUUGGAAUGCAGCAUCUUGUAGUGAGCAAAGCACAUGUGGUGUUAUGUGGGGCCUACCACUCAUUAAUGUGAAAGGCAAAGAAUCAUGAAGUGCCAUAAAUGCAGUGAUGUAUGUCACCCUAAAAAGCACAUGGAAGGCCACCUUCUACUGCUGUGGUCAGUGCAGUGCACGCAACCAAAUGCUGGAGCAUGGCAGGCUGUUUGUGUUGCUGUAUUCUUGCCUUCAUGGAAUUUUGAGGCAGUUAAGUAAUGUGCAGACAUUGCUUAUUUUAUGCUUGUAGUUCUGACAAGAGUAAUACUUGGAUUACUUAAAAAAUUAAAAAUAUUAUCCAGAUAUUUGUUACAAAUGCUAAAACUCCUUGUGAAUGUUCCAGCCUUGCCAACUAGUGAACAACAAUUUACCAGCUAAUUUACCUCAUGCAAAAAACUACUGUCCGAGACAGUUGUGUUCAUUAACACUAUACAUGUUAAUGAAACUUAGAAAGAAGUACUUAAUUUGUGAAUAGAAUUUUUCAAACUGGCCCUAUUCACACCAAGUGCUGCAAACUGAAGUUUACUCUCAAUCUAGUUUGCUGUUCUGUCUCUGUGGCAGCUGAAACAUCUGAGUGUAUGUAGACACACGUGCGCUGUUUUAGUGCCAAGGCCAUGUCUUCAGGACACAAUGAGAAGGGUCACAUGUAUCAGCAAUGCUAGAGCUACAUGGCAUAUCAUCAUUUUCAUUUUAUGUGUCAAUUUUAAAGAAAUACCGGGCAAUUGAACAGAGAAUACAUUAAGAGACAGGGACCCUUAAAUUUCUGGGUUACUGGAUCUAAUCUAAUGCAAUGGCAGAUACCCUAGAGUUGCUAUUUUGUGAUACACCAGAAAUGGAAUAGUGGUUUAAGUCUCAUCCCAAGGGACCAGUUCCAGCAGGGAAUCUGAGUACUGACUAAGCAUUAUUACUCUGAAUGGUGAUUCUAUAUAACUUCAGAACACUUGUACUGCUAUUGUCUUUUUGUCUUACUCUUGAGAUCUGUUCUCUCUCAGGUUGCUGAUUUACCACCUAUGUGAACUCAGCAGUUUUAAAGAGCUAGAAAAGUUUUUCUCAACAACCCCAGCACCUCUCCCUUCAGACAAUUAAAAUUUAUUCCUUGUUUAUUUUGAGUACUUACACUUUGUGACACUCAGAAGUCUCUACAGCAGAACAGCAGUUCUCUGGGAAGUUUGCUGUUACAGAUAAUAAAACCAAUUCUCUUUUCCAGAAACUUGCAAACCUAGAAAACUUCUGGAUAGAUGUAUGCUAGUAGUGUUAAAAUACACAAUGCAAUCAUACUCAUUCAGGCUUACUUUUGAUGUUUACUCCCAAUUAAUGGACUAUAAUAAUAGAACUAUUAUUUUGGAUUUUUAAAGAUGUAAUUUAAAUUCAUAAUUAUUUACAUUAAGAUGCUAUUACUGUGUAUUUCACUUUUUUCUUAUCAGACCUGACAUAUUUAUUAAAGCAAUUUAUAAUUUUUGAGAGUGUAGUCCCGAAAUUGCUCAUUCAAAUACUUUUGCCAUCAACACAAGCUCUGAUUUUGUGCUUCAGAAGGGGCUUUAUACAUUUUGCUUUGAUUUCUCUUCUGCUGCAUGACAUAAAAUAUCAGACCAUGAGAUGAAUUCCUGAAACUACAUAGUGCUGCAUUAUGUCACUAAGGUGCACACUUCUGUCAGUUUACAGGAGUGGUAGUAGCCAUGACCAGACCACUUAAAAGGGGCAAAAUGCUUUUUCCUUUGAGUCUGUGCAAGGCUGCUCUGCCAUUGCCUCUGUACUCCUCAUGAUCCCCUUUUAAUGGCUAUUUCUUAAAGUCCUGUUAAUGGGGAACUGUCUUGGACUACUAACUGUGGUUUCAUUUGACUCCUUCAAGGUGUGAAAAUCUGGUUUUUAGUCAUCAGAUAUUGAGAUCAGCAAUGGGGAGAGGUGCUUUGCAGUUACAGUAGUGGGGGGAGCAGACCCAGUUUCUCUUGCUAUACAGUAUGGGGUGGCCAAGGCCAGACUGAUUUGUGCCACACCGUCUACAUCAUUCACAUGAGAAGAAUAAUAGUGAUUCACUUUGCAAACAUGUUUGACUUAAAAAACAGAAACUUGCAGCAAUGAAAACUACAGAUAAAAGCAUCAAUGAACUGGAUAUUUGCAUCUAUUUGGGCCCCUUGGUUUCCUGCUGUUGAGAGCACUGAAAAAUGGCAGGUGCUCCUUCAUUGCUCCUUCUGUGCCUUUAGCCCAGUUCAGUGUUCCAGGUACAUUUUCCGUCCUCUACUUCUUGUAUGCUUGUGAAAUGGCCAGCCCCAGUCCCAACUAACACCAUUGUUCUAGUCAGAAAUGUUGAUUUAGCAUGUGUGUGUAAAAAGGACUGAAGAGAGAACAGAUGUUCCAAAGUUCUGUCCCAAACUCGGGAAAGAAAACCCUUUAAUUAUUUAUGUUUCUAAUGUUAAAUGCUGGGUCAAAGUGAUCACUGUGAAGCUGCAUGUGGCCAGUUAAACUGCAGUAAUUUGGCUUAAAUUUGACCUAUUUAAACUCUCCCAUUACAUUCAACUGGUGAUUUUUGUUACUACCUUUUUAUAGAAAUGUUUUUAGCCAGACAUUGUGAAUCAUGUCUGAAUACAGCUAAGAUGGGGUUAACUAGUAUUUUUUUAAGCUUACGGAACAUUGUUGGUUUUAAUACAUUCAAUAGUUGCUGUAAAAAUGUUAGGGAAAGACAGGUUUGAACAAAAAAUUUAGCUCUGGAUCUGUACUUACAAUUCACACCCACCUAAUUUUGAGCACUCCCAGGAUUUCAGGGAGUUAUAAUUCACAUCUGUGUUUCUAACUCCUUCAUGCAUGAUUGUCUGAAUGUGCACUUUUGGAAUAGGUCCAUGUCUAAUAGGCUAAAUUGUAGUUCCCAAAUCAGAAGCCACAUGGUACUGCUACAUAGUUUUCUUUUAUUUUCUCCUCUUAUAAUGUAGCCUUCAAAAAAAGGUUCUGUCAGUGCAGCAAAUGGGAUCAUUACAAAACACCAAAGUCUACACUUUCUACCGACCUGCCAUAGAACUCACACAUUUUUAUUUCUACCAAUGAUUUAGUAAAGCAUUUGCACAAUGACCACAGUGGACACUCCUCUGUCAAGUAAUUAUUUAUCAGAGCACUGGAGCAGAUUUGAAUGAGCAGGACUCACUAAGCUGUCCUAGUAUGGUAAGGAUACUUAAAGUAGAGAUGAGAGUCUCUUGUUUUUAAUACUCAUAGAGUCAAGCUAAUUUUUAUGUCAAGCACAGGCUGUAUUUACUUGGAUUUUCCUCUAUUUCUCUACUAAUUAAAAUAUUUUAGUUUCGUGGUAACAUAUGUGAAAGUGUUGACAACAGCUUUGCUCAAUCCACAUGUUAAUUAUGUAUUUGCUCAGAGUAUGCUGAUGAACUGUGUGCACUUCUCAUGUUAAGAUUUCAUUUAAUGUCAAAGGAAAAAUGGGAAUGUAGUAAGUGGAUUUGUGCUUUUAAUUUUAGACACUUCUUUUUGCUCUCAAACUAUCUUGUACAAUUCCUCUGCACCACAUGCAUUUGAAAAUAUUUUGUUGGCAAGAAGUUAAAGAAGAAAGUAAUACUUGCUUCUCAGAAUAGGAUUUCUGAACAAAGCAAAGCAAUUUUGCCAUUAAUGAGACAGUUAAAUGAAACAAAUGACACGGCAAGCAAGAAAAAGACCACAGCAUCACACUCAAGGAAUGCACAGGCACACAAUGGCUUAUGCAAUAUUCUCCAUCUGACUAAGUGAGCAAAUACAGAGAUUUCCCUGGAAUUAUUCACUACAAUAGGCCAUGGUGACUAUAGCUCAGUAAAUGCAACCAGCAAGCUUAUAACAUUCUUAGUAGUUUUCAUCCAUAGACAACUCAAUGGAUUCCAUCCCAGCUGCAAGACCCAACCCAGCACUAGGUUUGUAAACCCCAGACUCUGAUUGGCUUGCAUACCAUUCCUGAAAAUGGUACUUUGGGAAUUGAAUCUAUCACAUCUCUAGAAUAAUUUACACCCUUGCUGUUUUGUAUGUGCAUAUGUGUGUAUAUGUGCAUAUAUGUAUAUAUUUAUAUAUAUAUACACAUACAGAGUUCAACAAAUGCAUAAAAUUACCUUCUUUGGUAAACUCUUUAACCAUCAUAAUUGCAUAGGGCUUAAGUUUGGUGUAUAUGUAUAAUUUUUUUUUCUAAUACAAUAUUUCAACCAUUUUUC
Messenger RNA from Zonotrichia albicollis (white-throated sparrow), 9241 nucleotides. It is a transcript of the gene RGS22, whose product is annotated as regulator of G protein signaling 22. Gene Ontology annotation, cellular component: nucleus; cytoplasm. The record is from RefSeq and is a predicted model, not a curated record. NCBI's taxonomy places the organism in Eukaryota, Metazoa, Chordata, Aves, Passeriformes, Passerellidae. Gene Ontology annotation, biological process: regulation of signal transduction. Gene Ontology annotation, molecular function: G-protein alpha-subunit binding.